GCAGCGCACCAAAAUAAAGCUAUGGCAAGCGAGAAUCUGGCCUUGCAUAUUUCCCUUGCCCUAUUCAUGCUACAACAUUGCUCACUCACUGUUGCUUUUGACUCUACUGAAGAAGCAAAUGCUCUUCUCAAAUGGGCAGCCACCCUUCACAACCCAAAAGAUUCUAACAUAUCUUCUUGGCCUCUCCUUCCUCAAAAUGCCACCAAUUCCAUUCCAAGAACAAGCCCUUGCAACUGGGUUGGACUUUCUUGCAACAUUAAUGGAAGGGUUGAGAGACUUAACCUCACUAAUGCAGGCUUAAAUGGUACGCUCCAUGAGUUGUACUUCUCUGCUUUUUCUGAUCUUGCAUAUAUUGAUCUUAGUGUGAAUAUGCUUUCUGGAAACAUUCCACUUGGAAUCACUAAACUUUCCAAACUCAUUUAUCUUGAUUUGGCAUAUAAUCUCUUGUCUGGAACCAUUCCUCCAGAGAUUGGCCUCCUAACAAAUCUUGAUACCCUGCACCUUUCUGCAAAUCAAUUAAGUGGCCCAAUUCCUUCAACAAUAGGCCAGUUAAGUUCCCUUACUGAGCUUGCCUUGUAUACCAACUAUCUAGAUGGUCCUAUUCCUCCUUCUAUAGGUAAUUUGACCAAGAUGGCUCGGUUGCUUCUUUAUGAGAAUCAGAUUUCUGAUUUGAUUCCACCAGAAAUGGGAAACCUUACCAGUUUGGUUGAACUUUACAUGGAUACCAAUAAUCUAUCAGGUCCAAUCCCUUCCACCUUUGGGAAGUUGAAAAACCUAACAGUGUUGCAUAUGUUCCGCAAUCAACUUUCUGGUUCAAUUCCCCUGGAAAUUGGAAACAUGAAGUCCCUCACCAAGCUAAGCCUUUUUGAAAACAAUCUUUCUGGCCAAGUUCCUGCAACACUAGGUGGUCUAACAAAUCUGGAACUUCUUCAUCUCUAUAAAAAUAAGCUCUCAGGCCCCAUUCCUGAUGAGCUGGGAAACUUGACGUCCAUGUUUGAUCUAGAGUUGAGUGAAAAUCAACUUAACGGUUCUAUCCCUUCUUCCUUGAGUAAUCUGAAAAUGUUAGAACAGUUGUACCUUCGUGAUAACCAACUCUCAGGGACAAUUCCUGAACAGAUAGCUAGUCUCCCUAACCUAUCUGUGCUUCAACUAGACAACAACCAGUUGAUUGGCCAAUUGCCCCAAACCAUUUGCCAAAAUGAAAAGCUUCAGAACUUCACCGUCUUCAACAACCGUCUUGAUGGCCCAAUACCCAAAAGCUUUAAAGAUUGCAAAAGCUUUGUCCGAGUUCGUCUGGAGGGAAACCAAUUCACUGGAAAUGUAUCUGAAGAUUUUGGAGUCUAUCCACAACUCCAAUAUAUAGAUCUAAGCUCCAAUAACUUCUACGGGGAAAUAUCAUCCAACUGGGGAGAGUGUCCAAAUUUAACAACUCUCGCGAUGGCAGGCAACAACAUUAGUGGUACAAUUCCACCAGAAAUUGGAAAUGCAACUCAGCUAAAAGCACUUAAUCUUUCCUCUAAUAAAUUAUCUGGAAGGAUUCCCAUGGAGUUUGGAAAGUUGGAUUUGCUGAAGGUUAUUUUAAACGACAAUCAGCUAUCCGGUGGUAUACCUUCAGAAUUUGGAUUGUUAGCUGAUCUCGAGUAUCUGGACCUUUCAGCAAACAAGUUGAACCAAUCAAUUCCUGAAAACAUCGGGAACUUGCCUAAACUCAUCUACUUGAAUUUGAGCCGCAACGAGUUCAGCCAAAAAAUUCCAAUUCGGUUGGGGAAGUUGACUCACUUGUCGAAGUUGGAUUUAAGCAGGAACUUGCUCAAAGGUGAGAUACCAUCAGCACUGAGCAGUCUAGAAAGCUUGGAGGUGCUAAAUCUCUCCCAUAAUAAUCUGUCUGGUUCUAUUCCAGAUAGUUUUGGAGGGAUGAAUGGUUUAUUGACCAUCGACGUAUCCUACAACGAAUUGGAAGGUCCAAUUCCUUCCAACAAAGCAUUUCAAAAUGCUUCCAUAGAAGCAUUUCAGGGGAACAAAGGCUUGUGCGGGGAUGUUCCGGUACUGAAACCAUGCAAAAUUUUGACCAACAAAAGUACUUCCAAAAAGAGCCAUAAAAUGUUGUUUCUAAUAAUUUUCCUCCCUAUUUGUGGAGUUUUUUCACUUCUGGGUUUCGUGGGAGUUUUCUUCUUUUUGCGAAAAAGAAAAGAAGAUGCAGAUGCACAACAAGGCAGUCAAGAGGAUGGAGAAUCAUUUUUCAUAUCAAGUUCUGAAGGAGGAAUUAUGCACGAUGAAAUCAUAAAAUCUACAGAUUGUUUUAAUAGUGUAUACUGCAUUGGAAAGGGAGGACAUGGUAGCGUCUACAAAGCAAAUCUGCAAUCAGGGAGCACUGUAGCAGUGAAGAAGAUCCACCAGUUUCAGGACGGCGAGAAGACACGUAGAAAGGAGUUCUUGAAUGAGAUAAGGGCAUUAACUAAGAUACGACAUCGAAACAUAGUAAAGCUUUUUGGUUUUUGUUCGUAUUCUCGAUACUCAUUUCUGGUUUAUGAGUACCUUGAUGGAGGUAACUUGGCCACAAUAUUGGGCAAUGACAAAGAAGCUAAAGCAUUGGACUGGAGCAAGAGGAUAAAUAUCGUUAAGGGUGUUGCCAAUGCUCUGUUUUACAUGCACCACAAUUGCUCACCUCCAAUUGUUCAUCGAGAUAUAACAAGCAAAAACAUUUUGGUUGAUUCUGUAUACGAGGCUCACGUAUUAGAUUUUGGGACUGCCAAGCUUCUAAACGUCGAUUCAUCUCAUUGGACUGCACUGGCAGGCACAUACGGAUAUAUUGCACCAGAGCUUGCUUACACUAUGAAGGUAAGUGAAAAAUGUGAUGUGUAUAGCUUCGGAGUAGUGGCACUAGAAAUGAUCAAUGGGAAACAUCCGGGUGAAAUCGUCUUCUCUGUGGCUUCUCCUUCAGCUCAGAAGCUGGUCCUGGAAGAUUUUCUGGACCAACGCCUUCCAACUCCGUCGGCUCAAGUUCAAGAUGAACUAAGGAAAAUCAUGAAGAUUGCAAUUGCAUGUUUACACAGCAAUCCACAAUCUCGGCCAACUAUGCAUAUGAUCUCUCAAGUUUUAGCAGUUCAAACUCGACCUUUUAGUUCACUAGGUUAAUCAUUCAGCAACUGAAUGCACAUAUCAUAUCAUACCAUUAAUAUAAAUAAAUAGUAUAGUUACACAAUAAAUGAAUAUACACACAUAAACUACAAAUGUGUAUGGUUACAUAUUUAAAUAUUAUUUAAUUUUGUAAGGGUUUAAAAAUUAAAAAAAGAUAAAUAAUAUAAAUAAAUAUUAAAGACAUAGUAUUUAUAUCUUUUUCUAUUAAAAAUUAUUUAUAAAAUUGCUUAAUUUUUUAAGAGAUAUUACUUAAUAUUUAUUAAUAGUGAUAACUGUCGAACUUCUGAUACUUGAGCUGAGAUCGGACCCUAAAGAAAGAAAUAGGUUAAAAACCCCUUAGAACCCUCUAAGCAAGUCAUCUAUUAGCGCAUCAUCCAUUCCUAGACCAAAACAAGUUGAACUGGCCCAUGGCUUGGACCCACCAGAGGAGAGGAGAGCUUAACUCAUGAGAUGUGACGGAAGGCAGGAGAGGAGGCUCAGCUGUACCACGACCCUACUAGCACGUGAGUCGGAGGGAAAUUAAAUAGCCGUCUGAUAAGAAGGGACAAGAAGAUACGUCAGUACUGCGUGAUAGGGACAAGUGGCAUUAUAGUAUCGUAGCUGUUAUGCUUCACUAGAAAAUAAAGAAAAAGAAAAUAAAGGGGAUACGUGAUCCUCCCAUAUUAA
Manihot esculenta (cassava) is the source of this 3804-nucleotide messenger RNA. Its product is annotated as MDIS1-interacting receptor like kinase 2-like. Gene Ontology annotation, biological process: protein phosphorylation. The coding region runs from base 22 to 3135 and encodes 1037 amino acids. Lineage: Eukaryota; Viridiplantae; Streptophyta; Magnoliopsida; Malpighiales; Euphorbiaceae. The record is from RefSeq and is a predicted model, not a curated record. The transcript is spliced from 2 exons. Gene Ontology annotation, molecular function: ATP binding; protein binding; protein kinase activity.